Acanthosepion pharaonis is the source of this 1488-nucleotide messenger RNA. Lineage: Eukaryota; Metazoa; Mollusca; Cephalopoda; Sepiida; Sepiidae. The record is from the annotation of a GenBank genome assembly.
AUGACAAUAUUUAUGAACAAAAAAGACGAAAACGAAGGUAAGAUUCAUCUAUCUAUCUAUCUAUCUAUCUAUCUAUCUAUCUAUCUAUCUAUCUCAGAUUGUUCAUAUCUAUCUAUUUACAUCCAUUUAAAUUUAUUUCUGUUCAUAUCUAUCAACCUCUGUGUUCCAGUCUAUCUAUCUAUCUAUCUAUCUAUCUACUAUCUAUCUCUGAUUAUAUCUGUCUACGUCAGAUUGUUCAUAUCUAUCUAUUUAGAUCCAUUUAAAUUUAUUUCUGUUCAUAUCUGUCUACAUCUGUGUUCCCGUCUAUCCGUCUAUCUAUCUAUCUAUCUAUCUAUCUAUCUAUCUAUCGCUGAUUAUAUCUGCCUAUCUCAGAUUACUAUCUAUCUAUCUAUCUAUCUAUCUAUCUAUCUAUCUAUCUUCGAAUCUAUCUAUCUAUCUAUCUACAUCCAUUCAUAUUUACUUCAAUGCAUGUAUGUUUAUGUCGAUCUUUCUCUCUGUUUAUUCAUCUAUCUCUCUUAUUCUUUUCUGAUUCAUUCCUUUUUUAAUUACUUUUAUUUUUUUCAUCUCAUUUCUUUCCCAUUUUCUCACUUUAAUUUAUUUUUCUUUCCAUUUUUUACUUUUAUCCUACAUUCCUUAUUUAUCUAUAGAUUUUUCUAUCUUAUUAUUCUUUCUUUCGAAUUUUGUUUCCUUUUUUACCAUACAUUUUUCUCUCACUUUCAAAUCGAUUAUUUCUAUUUUUUCUCCAAUUCUUUCAUUUUUUUUGUUUUUCUUUUCAGACAUUUUUUCUCUUUCAUUUUUAUUUUUCGUUCUCUCGAUCUUUUAGUUUUCAAAAUUUUCCCUUCCAUCCAUCACUUCUUCCUUCCUUCCCGCCUUCCAUCUUUUAUUUCCUCUUUUCGUUUGUUCUUUUCUCUCUUUCCCUCUCUCAUUAUUUUGUUUUGUUUUCUUUUUUUUUGUUAUUUCUUUGUUUCUUUCUUUACUUCAUAUGUCUUGAUUUCAUUCAUUAAUUCUUUUUAUUUCUUUCUUUAUUUCGUUAACUUUAAUUUCUCUUAUCUGCUCUUCUCUUGGUGCUUUAUUUCUUCUUCUUCUUCUUCUUCUUCUUCUUCUUCUCCUCCUCCUCCUCCUCCUUCUUCUUCUUCUUCUUCUUCUUCUUCUUCUUCUUCUUCUUCUUCUUCUUCUUUUUUCUUUCUUUAUCAUUUAUUCCAUUCCCUUUUAUGUCCAAGUUUUCCUUCGUCAGGGAAAAUAAUUUUCUUCUUAAUAUCUUCCUAUCUUGAAUUUUAUUCGGUCAAUAAGUUAAACGCUUUUUGCCAAAAGACGAAACGGAUUUCUGCUAGGCAUCAUGAAGUUUUAUUUCUCUCUCUCUCUCUUUCUAUCUCUCUCUCUCUCUCUCUCUCACACACACACACUAUUCUUUCCAGCUCUCUUUUCCCAGGAAUGUCUUUAACGUCUGAUACAAGCGUUGGAAAUGUAUUUAUUUGUACACCACUUUAA